Messenger RNA from Chara braunii, 2062 nucleotides. The record is from the annotation of a GenBank genome assembly. Lineage: Eukaryota; Viridiplantae; Streptophyta; Charophyceae; Charales; Characeae.
CUUGACAACUGCUUACAGCUCAAAGGGAAGGACACCUGGCAAAGUUGCUUGUAUGGUUGGGAUAGCAAGAUGGCGGGAGCAGAUUUUCUACCCCCUAUCGACAGGUCUGCCAGCAAUUUUCCAAGCCUUUCUGCGAUGUGUAGAAAGAUAACGGACACAACUCCACUCAUCGUGCCGGCAGGGAAAGUUAUCUUGAAAUCAGAUAGGGUGGCUGAAUGCAUGAUGGCGAGUGAACUCCUGGCGAAGGGGCCGCAUACUCCUCAGCACAUCAAGAAAUAUCGGCAAUCAGUUCAGCGACAAGCGGGAAAGGUCAUCCGCCACUAUGGACUUUGGGAUGAUAAGCUGCCCUCAAAUGAGGAUAUGACAUUUGGCACAAAAUUUCAUCGGUCGCCAGAUGACACUGUGUUUGCAGCAGUCAACGCACACCCACGCAGCACUAUGAUGCAGCACUAUCAGGAAUUCAAAGAGAAAGAUUAUUCAAGCUCGAAAAAAGAGCCGCUCGGAAAGGUCAUGAUCCGGGGACACGUGCUUCCUGAAGGGGCAGGGACAACAAAGCCUUUUGGCUGCUUCAUUGGUGCAAAGGAACGGGAUCGGAAUCCAGAGAGUCGAAAACUGAUAUACCCAGGGCAACAGGGGAAUGAUGAUGCACAUGCUUUAUACGUGAGGUCUCACGGAGACUUCUAUCCGGGGGAGCAGAGGAACAGAUGCUAUGACUGGAAGUCUGCAGGAAUAGAUCCGACACACAUGCGGUUUGGCGUACAAGAGAAAGGCAGGUGGCUCAAUGGAGUGGGCAAAUUGCUCAAUCCUCAACUGCAGGAAAAUAAGAAAAUUGGCGAGAGCAUAAUAUGCAAGAAGCUGGAUGAUUAUCGGAUGGAGAACGUGUCUGAGGUGGGACACGUGAAGCGACUGGGAAUACGCAUAGGAACGGACGAUUCAUUUGCUUUCGGCAUUCCGACGCGAAGAAAGCCUGAGUGGGGGAUGGCAGAUCUUUUGAUGGGUGAUUAUACGAAAGAGCAACAACAACCAGACAAUGACCUUGGGAAGUCUAUUUAUCGUAUGAACCCGACUUUCAAAGUUCCCGAUCGACCUGGCGGAGUACCCACCAUACGAGACGAUAUACCGGCACCAAAGAUAAGAGCACUGGGAGACAUUCAGAUAAAGAGUCUGGUGAAGGAUGCAGGCGUGGAUAUCACCGACGAACAGGUGCACGAAGCCUUCCAGCUAGCCUAUGAGAUUGAGAUUGAAUGUGGUGCCUAUGUUAAGGAAGGAUGUCCUCCCAAAGUUUCUCUAAAGACCUUCCUCAUCACCAUGCAGCAUGUGAACCCUCCCCCAGAACCGCCCAUCAUUUAGAAUUUUACAUGGCCACAGUUUUUUUCCCCAUCCUGAGCUGCAGUUCGGUCGACCGGUCCAACAAAGCGCAUGCUGCCCAUGACAGGCCGGACCCGAUGCUGGUUCGGCAAGCGAGGAUCAAGCCCGCAAGAGGUUCGCCUUUGGCAAAAGUGCCAAGUGGUGGUUUAAGCAAAACCGGCCGAAGGGCGGAGCUGGCAGAGGGGAGCGAGGGGGCGUGAGAGGGGUCUUUCAUGCCCCAAACAAUGUGGUCAACAGACUCAACACAGUUUUGCAGGUUUUUGCCUGUUCUUCAGACAGAAGAUUGUUACACACGUAGCGACGAUGAUCUCCCUCUGCAGCACAUAGAGAAGAGAAGAUGAUUCAGCUCUGUUGCAUGCAUCAGAUGGUGUCGGAAUCUGAAUGUUGCAGGGCAGCAGGUACCGGAAGUGGCAUGAGCAAUUAACAGACUGCGGGAUUUUGGUUCAAUCAUCUUGAAUACGGGUACACCUUUACCUGGCGGUUAGCCCCCAACAGGAUCCCACACCUGCAGCUGUUAGUUCAUGGAACAACAGACCCUGUAAACUGCAAGAAUACUGUCAACCAUUCCUCCUUUAAGAAAUCCUUCUUGUGUCUUCACAGUCAGCAGCCAAUGCUAAGUAGAUGAGGGUUCAAAGGUAAACCAUGGUGCUCAAGGGUGUGCAAGGGGCCAAGGGAGUAAAUUCAGAACCAGUUC